This is a messenger RNA of Vitis riparia (riverbank grape), 828 nucleotides long. RefSeq names its product 30S ribosomal protein S21, chloroplastic. The transcript is spliced from 2 exons. NCBI's taxonomy places the organism in Eukaryota, Viridiplantae, Streptophyta, Magnoliopsida, Vitales, Vitaceae. Gene Ontology annotation, cellular component: ribosome. The coding region runs from base 52 to 618 and encodes 188 amino acids. The record is from RefSeq and is a predicted model, not a curated record. Gene Ontology annotation, molecular function: structural constituent of ribosome. Gene Ontology annotation, biological process: translation.
CCUCAUAAACAAGGGAUAAAGUUCAAACCCAAAAGACCACAAACCUCGUCCAUGGCUGCCUCAUCAUCUUCUUCAAUCUCCAACUUCCUCUCCUUCCUCCUUCCCUCUAAACCACCCCUCCCCAAAACCCCGCCUCCCAAUUUCAUCUCUCCUCCUCCCCACGCUGAUCCUCUUCCCACCCUUUCCGUUUCAGCACCGCCCCCCUCCCAAUUCGACGCUCGGACACCCAGAGAUGGGCUGCUUCAGCGCUCUUCUUCCUCCGAUUUGAUGGCCGUUGUGUGCCCAUCUCUUGCAUACUCCAACACCCUUUUCUUCAAGUCGGCCUACAAUGUUCAGGUUAUUGUGGAAGACAAUGAGCCGGAGGAGAAGCUCCUGAACCGGUUCAGGAGAGAGGUGAUGAGGGCUGGUGUUAUUCAAGAGUGCAAGCGCAGAAGGUUCUUUGAGAAUAAGCAGGAUGAGAAGAAGCGCAAGACCCGCGAGGCUGCUAAGCGUAAUCGAAGAAGGCGCCCCCAAUCAAGAUUUUCAACACAAGAUAGCAAGCAAGAAGGCUCCAAGAACAAGAAGGAUGAUGACGAAGAAGAUAACUGGGAAGUUCCUGAAGGAGACCUUCCUUUUUGACCGCCCUUGGCUCUCCUUUUUCCCUUGUUGGUUUCCUUUUUAAUUGUGGCUUUGUGACAGGCAGUUGGUUCAUGAAAGUGUCAUUGGAGACUCAUGUUCUUUAAUAUGCCCAGUAAAUGACUCCUUUUUUUCUUUAUGCACUGCAAAGUUUGUAGCUUUCAUCCAGAAUUUGAAUGCAAAGCACUUGUACUGCAGGGUAGUUCUGAUUUA